AUCGAUACCAAAAGUGAUUUCUAUUUAUGUCGAGUAUAUAGGUUAUUGAAAGUCGUUCAGCUAUAACACACAUUCGAGACGGACCUCCAGUGAGUAUGGCAGUGUAUCGUCUCCUGUCAGUGUACAUCGCAAUAGCAUGUUGCAAUGCUUGUUUAAAAGUAGAGUUCUUGGUUGACAAAGUCAUGGUGGACAAGACAAGUAAUAGUGACCUUCAGGCCAUGUUGAGUGGCAUCUCCACUAAUAACGAGUGUGGCAUCAAGUGUAUGGAGACAACAGGCUGCAUGUCUUUCUUCUACAACCAAGCUGAUGGCAACUGCAGGCUUCACUCCGCCAUGUUCAAGUCUUCAGAGUCGUCUCUGGCAGCAACCCCUGGCUUUACCUACCGUAAACCCUUUUGCCCUCCCCUUGCAAAGGAUUUGAUACCUAACGGGAAAACGGGAGUCUUCUCUGAGGGUGGUUUCCUGGUAGCACGUACGUCAUGUGAAAGCGACGCCAUCUUCGUUGGAACAGCUGACUCCGUGAAAUGUGACGCCGAUGGUUUUUUGGCCCGAGAUGGGGUCAUGCGCUUUAACCCGCUGGUCGAAUCCGGUAUGUCUCUCUAUGUAUAUUUUUCUCGCCUAAUCAUAAUCUGCUAUACGGUUAAAAUAAUGUGGAGAAGUCCCAGGAAUGCUGCCAUGGAAACGUCAAAAUGACGUGUGAAAAAUUGGCGACAUUGUGAACGGAAAGGGCCAAAUCUAAACAGCGAGAGAAAGCAGGACGUGGCCAUAACAAAAUCAGCGACUAUUUUAAAUUCAUUUUAGCAGAAGAUGAAUAAUGGUAACGGACAAGUAGUAUAGGAA
Molecule: messenger RNA, 839 nt
Organism: Haliotis rubra (blacklip abalone)
Lineage: Eukaryota; Metazoa; Mollusca; Gastropoda; Lepetellida; Haliotidae
Exons: 2
Coding region: 96-692 (198 amino acids)
Source: RefSeq, a predicted model, not a curated record